AUGGUCUAAGGCUCGGGGCAGGUGCUGGCUCACUUCCCUUGCUGCAUGGCUCCACGGGUCCGCGUCCGUCCUGGCCUGGCCUUGCCCAUGCUCAGUGGCCCUAAGCUGCUUUCAUCCUGCCUCGUGAUGCUACCAGAGGCCAGUGAUGUGCAGCGACUGGGCUCGGAUGGAAAACGUGUGCGGGGGUGAGGACCGGGAAGGGACCCAGCGCCUCUGGAUGGUCGCUGAGGCUGAGACACGCCGGGUGCGAGACAGCGGCACAUUCUGUCCCCAGGCGGCUCUCAGGGGAGCCCGCCGGCCUCUCCAGGGGCAGUAAACAUCAGCUGGAGACCCUGCCACGGGCCCGGCAGCGUGGAGAGCCAGGAGCAGAGCGCGCUGUGGGAGGGGGCAGGUGCAUAGAUCAUGACAAAGCCCGUGCACCUGUCACCCGCUGCACAGAAAGUUCCUGCAGUAGCAAAGCCAACGUCAGGACCACCGCCUCCGUCUUCACUUCUUAAGGGAAGAACUAGCUACUAGGAUCUGGAUAUAAUCUAGGACUGGCUGGUGGGUGGGUGGAAGAUCUAGCCAAGGGGACAUGAACAGGUCUGCACGGGUGCAAAGGAAACCUCGAACACAUGCAGCUGACGGAGGCAGCGCUGCCUGCCUGAGUUAGCAGACAGCCUGAAGCGAUCCCUCGGAGACGGGGGGUGACUUACUCCUUCCAGGUGGCACGGGUGCUGCUGUCACGGUGGCAAAGAAAAGCAGGUCCCAGGUGGCCCGGCAGGCGCCGGCCUCCAUUCCCACCUCUCCCACUGCCGUCCAGUGUGACCUCUGGCCAUGCCUCAGUUUCCCCAGUUCAAACAACACUCACACCUGCUUCCUCUGGGAGAUAAAGGCCAGUAUUAAAACACCCCCUGCAAUGGCGUUUUCCAAUGCUCCCUCUCACAAACCAACAGGCCAUCACCUAUUCCCGGCACGUCCAAGCCCUCGUCAUCUCCCGGACAGCCCUCGCCCCAGCACCCUCUCCCGACACCUUCCUUUUUUUGGGAAGUCGCCCGCCCUCUGCCAGGCGCAGCCAGGACCAAGUGGGAGCUACAUUAUCCAGGCAGGCAGGAAUGCCGGCGAUGAGAUCAGAUUCCUCCUACCACCGGUUGUUGGCGCCCUGGCAGGGGGACGGGGGAAAAUUUCCACCCGUCUAAAGGAUGCACAAGCAGCUAAAUUUAGGCUGUUUUACAAGAGGGCUGGAAGGCAGCCCAGAGGCUAAAGGGGGCUUUAUAAGCCCAACAGCUGCCUCUGAGCCGUGCUGUCCUCAUCCACCCAGCCGGCUAUAAAGAGGGCCGUGCCAGUGCCCCCCUGGACCCGGCUCUGAUUCCCAUUCUCCUGCAGGAGGAGGGAAGAGGCUCUGUUUCCACUCCUCCCACCCCAGUUGGUUGCCUGGUUGGGUUUAUUUGUAUUUCUUUGUUCCCCCUCUCUCCCGGCAACGUGCCCCGGGGUGGAUGAGCGUGCAGUCCUCCUCUGCCUUCCACUCCCAGCGGCACUUCCACCACAGCUCGUCCUCGGCCUCCCCGGUCCCCUUCCAGCAGCAGCGCAUGGAGAAAGCCCGCGGGAUAUUCGCCGACGACUUCGGGAAGUUCAUGAGGCCGCGCACGGAGCCUCUGGGCUUCACAGCCCGUCCAGGCAACGCGGGGAACAUUAAGACGCUGGGAGACACCUACCAGUUUGCCGUGGACGUCAGCGACUUCUCCCCCGAGGACAUCAUCGUCACCACGUCCAACAACCAGAUCGAGGUCCACGCGGAGAAGCUGGCGGCAGACGGGACCGUCAUGAACACCUUCACCCACAAGUGCCAGCUGCCCGAAGAUGUGGACCCCACUUCUGUCACCUCUGCCCUGGGCCCCGACGGCACCCUCACCAUCAAAGCCAGACGGCACCCGGCCAAGCACACGGAGCACGUGCAACAGACCUUCCGGACUGAGAUCAAAAUCUGAGAGGCAGGGGCAGGGGCAGGGGCAG
Messenger RNA from Alligator mississippiensis (American alligator), 1992 nucleotides. RefSeq names its product heat shock protein family B (small) member 7 (gene HSPB7). The record is from RefSeq and is a predicted model, not a curated record. The coding region runs from base 1476 to 1967 and encodes 163 amino acids. Gene Ontology annotation, cellular component: nucleus; cytoplasm. Gene Ontology annotation, biological process: heart development. The transcript has 3 exons. Lineage: Eukaryota; Metazoa; Chordata; Crocodylia; Alligatoridae.